Molecule: messenger RNA, 783 nt
Organism: Folsomia candida
Lineage: Eukaryota; Metazoa; Arthropoda; Collembola; Entomobryomorpha; Isotomidae
Exons: 3
Coding region: 124-633 (169 amino acids)
Source: RefSeq, a predicted model, not a curated record
CUUCUCAACGAACUCAACGAACUCAUAUUUCUCGAUUCAGUUUAGUAUUUUUUCGUAAAAAUAUUGUCGAAAAAUAAUUCCAUCUAUUUUGGAUUAUAUUGAAAUUUCUUGAUAAUUAUUAUUAUGGGGGACUUUAUGGAUAAGGCUUCUGCAAUCUGGAAAGCACUGGAUGACAUGGUUGAUAAGGAUCCAGAAGCGUACGCCAAGUUCAUCUCGUCACAAUUAGAAGAAGGGAGGGAACUAUUUGGCGGCGGUGACCACACCCCUGCGACGGCGUCAUCGGAUAAGGCGAAAAAAGUCAGCGGCGGUGGGGGUGUUCAUCUCCUAGACAAAUUGCAAGGGUUGAACGUAUCAACGAAGGGGGGUAAAAAGUGCUCUGGAGAAAACAUGUCAGCAUCUCGUCCCACGCAAAAGAAUGACUUAACUAGGUCGACUGAUAAGAAUCUUCUGGACGACCAGGUCGGUGGGAAAGGGAGCUUGUCAAUCUUAUCCAUUUUCAAUUUGAAGAAUGACGAUGCAUGUGGCAAUGAGAAAGAUGAUCUUUAUAAAGAAGAGACUCUCCGUCUCAUUCCAGAAGAAGACAAGACGGAUAAGAAGAAAGAAUCUCGUCCCUUAAUUGAAGAACUUAAUUAAAAUUUUACCAGACUAUAAUUUAUCACGAGUUUGCAUUAUUAUUCCAUUCCAAUUAUUUAUAGAUAUGCACACAUAAAGUUGUUUAAAUACAUAUCAUAUAAAUGCAAACUAAAAAGUAUUCGAAAGUAGUUAAAAUAAUCACGGUUGACG